This is a messenger RNA of Populus trichocarpa (black cottonwood), 909 nucleotides long. RefSeq names its product myb-related protein 308. The coding region runs from base 106 to 786 and encodes 226 amino acids. The record is from RefSeq and is a predicted model, not a curated record. The transcript is spliced from 3 exons. Lineage: Eukaryota; Viridiplantae; Streptophyta; Magnoliopsida; Malpighiales; Salicaceae.
CACCUGAUCUUAUUUCUAACUUAUCGGAUUCUUGGGUAUCUGCUCUCCCAUUCUUUUCCAGUUGAGGAAUUUCUUUUUUGUUCUUAGAAACUUUGGAUUAAGAUAAUGAGGAAGCCGUGUUGUGAUAAACAAGAUACCAACAAAGGAGCUUGGUCUAAGGAAGAAGACCAGAAACUCAUAGAUUAUAUUCGAAAACACGGCGAAGGUUGUUGGCGUUCUCUUCCUCAGGCUGCAGGCCUCCUUCGUUGUGGCAAAAGCUGUAGGCUAAGAUGGAUAAACUAUCUUAGGCCAGACCUUAAAAGAGGCAACUUUGGUGAAGAUGAAGAAGAUCUCAUCAUCAAGCUUCAUGCACUCCUGGGAAACAGGUGGUCAUUAAUAGCUGGAAGAUUGCCUGGACGAACAGACAAUGAAGUAAAGAACUAUUGGAAUUCUCAUUUAAGGAGAAAGCUUAUAAACAUGGGGAUUGAUCCAAAUAAUCACCGCUUGAACCAGAAUCUCCUACGUUCACGUAACCCGCCAAAUCCUGCUAUUGCAACAUCAUCUGGAUUGAAAAUUCAGGCCAAACAACAGCCGACAAAGCCCCGCGUUGACAGUGAGCAAACAUCGGAUGCCGGAAGUUGCUUAGAGGAUGAUCAAUGUACCUUGCCUGACCUAAACCUCGACCUCACAAUGAGCAUUCCUUCUUCUUCAAUUGCCCAUGUUGAAGGGAAUCAAAAGGAUAACGAGUCUAAUUUUUUGAGGCCACAAAAGAUUGCCCCUUCUUCUAACCUUCUUCUCUCCCAGUAGCAAACAAUUCCUUUCUAAUUCUGGACACCCUGAAGAAUGUGUUUAGUAGGGACUGAUGGGUGAAUUAAGCCUCAUUUGUAAAUCUUGACUUGGAAACAUUGAAAUGAAUUCCCUUUGGAAACA